ACAACAGCUCGAACUGUUAACUGAAAAAGUCAAGGAACUUACCGAGCGUAAGUUUAACGGCUUAUCAUCAGUCGAAUUAUUAAACCAUACAACAGAUUUCCUGAAUCAGCACAAAGGAGAUAUAGAGUCGAUAUUAGGAGAAGAAGUCGAUGUAAAUAUAUCAUGUAUAAGUAAGGAAGCGUCAAAACUCCGGCGUGAUUUGUCAGAUGCUGAGUCAUUGAUUGGUAUACAGAAGGACAAGCUACAAUCUCAGUUUAGAGACUUGCGAGAAUGCGCGUAUCGAAUACAUGCUGUGUUUGUACAUAGUGGUCAAGCGUCGUUUGGACAUUACUGGGUAUACAUAUAUGAUUUUGAGAACGAACGAUGGCUGAAGUAUAAUGAUUCAUACGUGUCAGAGGUUAGGGAGAGUGAAGUGUUUGCCGAUACCACCGGGUCAACAGCCAACCCAUAUUGUAUGGUGUAUGUAAGAGCAAAAGAUGCCAAGGAAAUAGUAAACACUGUCUGCCGUCGUUACUAA
This is a messenger RNA of Paraglomus occultum, 517 nucleotides long. The record is from the annotation of a GenBank genome assembly. Lineage: Eukaryota; Fungi; Glomeromycota; Glomeromycetes; Paraglomerales; Paraglomeraceae.